UGCAAUUUUCAGGUGAACUAACUCCUGCUCAACACUGGACAAUAUGUGUUCUAAUAAUUACAUCUUGAUUGAUAUUAAUUAGAAUGGAGAAGGACAAGGAUAAGGCAGGAAUUCCUCAUCUUCCAUCUAGGGCUAAAAACAAGAUGAUUCAAAUCCUUUUGGAAGAUUUGCCGAGUAAAGUAAGGAAUCUUGUGAGAAAUCCAAAGAAAGUGGAAACUGAAAUAGUGGCUUUGAAGAUAUCAUUCAUCAAGAAGGUCAACAAGGGGUCUAACAUUGUGAUAACGGACUUGUUGCGAGCAGGGUUGGCUGUAAUACCUUCUUAUUAGGACCAACUGCAUAUUGUGGAUAGAUGAAGGAAACAUCACGACAUUGAGAAUUGAUUUUUUUUAUCCGGAAGCAUUAUUUAAAUUGAGUUGCUCAAGGCCUUCUGACUAUGUUCAGGGCCUUAUUGGAGUCGUUUUACUUGCAUUGAACACCCUAAAAAUGAGAAGAUUAUGCCUAUUGAGCCAAACAUCGUUGAUUACAUCAAAUACGGAGAUCCAAAAUACCGCAAUACUUAUGUUAAGAAGGCUCUCGCAAGUGCAGUAGAAUGUGUUGCCUACAUAUUUGAGCAUAAUGUGUUGUAAUUUCCAAAAUUGUUUCAAAGUUUGUGAUAUGGUUGAGCUUAAAGAGUUUCAGAAGGAGCACCAGAGCAUUGUGAGCUCACUGUCUUCAUACGAGAGAUACUAUUGAAGUGCUGAUGGUGAUAGUAAGAGGGAGGUUUGUAAUGCGUCUUUAAGGUUUUCUGUACAGACAAUGAUUGCGGAUUGAACAUGGGACAAUUUAUUGACGAUGACUAUAUAUGUCUUUUCUAUUUUUAUUA
Molecule: messenger RNA, 862 nt
Organism: Capsicum annuum
Lineage: Eukaryota; Viridiplantae; Streptophyta; Magnoliopsida; Solanales; Solanaceae
Product: calcium sensing receptor, chloroplastic-like
Exons: 3
Coding region: 84-326 (80 amino acids)
Biological process (GO): regulation of stomatal closure; de-etiolation; cellular response to calcium ion
Source: RefSeq, a predicted model, not a curated record